UCUGGGUUGGGCAGUGAAUGGGGGAUAUGAAUACGGAUGCUGCAGAAUUUGUGGGCUGCCAUUCGGGAUUUGCAAGCACAUCCGGAAAGAUAGUAGAGGCUCUACGGGCCUGUGUGCGAAUUCUUGGUGGUUGCAGGACAAUACUUGUGCUCGCCACCUCACCAGCUUGUACUGCACUUAUGGGACUCGUUAUGUCGCCAAGUGAUUCUGCAGUGCUGGUAUGUGAAAAACCAGGAUGUACUAGGCCACUGGUGCUCGCCAGUUCACCAAAAGGUAGCAUGGCACUAGUACUGGCACUCUGCUGCAUUUGAGAGUCAUCAAAAUUUACUGACAAGUGCUAACAGAGAUGAGGACUGAUUCUGCC
Molecule: messenger RNA, 364 nt
Organism: Staurois parvus
Lineage: Eukaryota; Metazoa; Chordata; Amphibia; Anura; Ranidae
Source: the annotation of a GenBank genome assembly